Vombatus ursinus (common wombat) is the source of this 2174-nucleotide messenger RNA. RefSeq names its product pentatricopeptide repeat domain 3 (gene PTCD3). Gene Ontology annotation, biological process: mitochondrial translation. Gene Ontology annotation, molecular function: protein binding; rRNA binding; ribosomal small subunit binding. NCBI's taxonomy places the organism in Eukaryota, Metazoa, Chordata, Mammalia, Diprotodontia, Vombatidae. The transcript has 24 exons. The record is from RefSeq and is a predicted model, not a curated record. Gene Ontology annotation, cellular component: mitochondrion. The coding region runs from base 6 to 2063 and encodes 685 amino acids.
CCAAGAUGGCAGCGGCAGCAGGCGGUCGCUUCCUCCGCGUAGGUUGCUGCUGGUCCCGGCUGCCGUUGACCGGUAGACGGGCUAGUGCACGGAAAAAAGUUACUGGGAACAGGCUUUAUUCUGGAAGCUCAUCCCUCCCAGGAGCAGCAGGAGCUGAUCUUCCAGGUUCUGAAGAAGUGGUCAUUCCAAAGAGAAGAACUUGGGAUAAUACAGCAGUUCUUCAAGCUCUGGCAUCCACCACCCAGAGGGAUCCUACAGCCGCCCAUUACAUAUUCCAGGAUGAUCCUUUCCUCACCCCAGUCACGUCUUCAGAAGCCCGUAUGUUUUUAUUGGCAAAGGAUUCUGGAAAGAAUGCAGCAAAAUAUGUUAUUAAUACAUAUCCCAAAUUUUUUGAGAAGGAUAUAGCUGGACCGCAUAUACCGUGCCUGAUGCCUGAGUACUUGGACCCUCAGCUUGAAGAAGUAAGUGAGGCUGCCCUCCAGGAGCGCAUCCGGCUUCACAGAGUCAAAGCCUCUGUGGACAUGUUUGACCAGCUCCUUCAAGCAGGGACUUCUGUAUCUUUGGAAACAGCCAACAGCCUCUUAGAUCUGCUGUGUUACUAUGGUGACCAAGAGCCUCCACGAGAAGAGCAACCUCAUCAAAUUGAUGAAUCAGAAUUGGAGGAAGCAGAAGAAAAACCAGCCCAGAAGGGGUCCAGACAGAAAGUGGCUACAUCGCAGCCCAAGAUCACCUGGAGAGCAAACAACAGUGCAGAGAGAAUUUUCGACCUAAUGCCAGAGAAAAACGCUCAUUCCUAUUGCGCGAUGAUCCGAGGAAUGGCCAAGUAUCAUGCCAACGAGAAGGCCUUCAGCAUGUACACGGACUUACUGAACAGCCGGCUCCAGGCUGAUGUUCAUACCUUCAAUGCACUGAUUGAAGCUUCAGCCUCAGUGAAAGACAGAUAUGAAGAUAAAUGGAAUCUCAUAUUGGAUUUGUUGAGACAAAUGGCUGAACAAAAGGUGAAACCAAAUCUCCAAACAUUUAACGCCAUUCUUCGGACCCUUAGGAAAAUGGGUUCCUUUGGGAGAAUUCCUGCCUUGCAGACCCUGUGUGAAAUGAAAGCCCUCAAGAUAGAACCUUCACUUUCAACGUAUCACUAUAUACUUGAGAUGUUUUACAAAUCCGCCCCAGCUGUCAAAAUCUCCUCUAGUUAUUUCUGUGACAUCAUCAGUGAGCUCCAGGGCAAGAAGCUGUGUGUACAGGACCUGGACGAUGGCCACUUUUUUCUGUCUGCUAUGAAGGUGUGUUUCAUGCUGAAAGACCUUGACCUCGCCUACCAAGUCCACAGCAUCUUAAGGACCGGUGACAAUUGGAAGCUGCUUGGGGAUUCCUUUCAGAAUUCCUUCUAUUACCACAAGUUCUUCAGUCUUCUGUGCCUGAUGGAGCAAGUGGAUGUCACUUUGAAGUGGUACAGGGAGCUGAUCCCUUCCGUCUGCUUUCCUCACUCGCACCUCCUGAUGAAUCUUCUCCGGGCCCUGGAUGUGGGGAGCCGCUUAGAAAUGAUCCCCGAGAUCUGGAGAGAUUGCAGAGAAUUUGGUCUCAGCCAGCGGAAUGAUCUGAGGGAAGAAAUCCUGGAGCUGAUGGCCAGAGAGAAGCAUCCCCCGGAGCUCCAGGGAGCAUUUGCUGACUGUGCUGCUGAUAUUAAAUCUACGUAUGAAAAUGACGGAGGCAGGGUCUUGCAGGAGUGGCCCACCGGCCCCAUGAAUUGUAUUGCUGUCCUCCUCCUGAGGGGUGGCAGGACCCAGGAGGCCUGGCAAAUGUUGGAGAAUUUCAAGAAGCACAACAGAAUCCCCAGAACCACGCUGAUGAAUGAAUUCAUGAACAGUGCGAAGGAAAACCAUAAUCCUGUCCGGGCUGUGCAGCUGGUGAAGCUGGCCCACACUCUGGGCUUAGCCAUUUGUGAGCCCCUCACCCAGAUAGUACUGGCUGAGUUUGACGUCUCCAAGGAGCAGAAAAAAGCCCUGGAAGACUUAGCGGGGACAACCAGUGACAGCGACAGCAGCAGCAGCAGCGACAGCGAGUGAGGGUUGACGUCACUCCCCAAGCCCCUGAAGCUUCGCUGGAUCCAGAGCUGAAUCAGGCAGGGGAGGGGGUGGAGCGGCGGGCACGUGGGAAUAAAUGCCCUGUGUCCAUCC